UCUGUUAUCUUCCGUUCCCCGCCGUCUGAGCAGCGGAUCUCCUCCGGACCUCCACCAGGAUUUAUCCAUUUCCUAGUAAAACUUCACUAAAAGCCGCAGCGCUCCUCCCAUGGUGUCCCCGGGAGACUCCCCGGCAUCCACUCGACUUUUCGGAAACUAUCGGCGGCCGUUUUGGGGUCUUGGAAAUCAUGGAAACGUGGUUUUUGAAUCACGUCCUCGGUUUGUCUCUGUCAGUCCUCCUGCUGGGUCUACCGGGGCCCCUCGGGGCAGGGACCCCCAGUAACAACAGCACGGAUCCGGCAACGGAGGGAUUUUAUUAUUCGGCGGCCACAGACGAAGUCAGCACCAGGGAAAACAAUGCAACUUCAACUUCAUACUCCAGCGAGAGUUUAUCACCAUCACAGAGGAGCCUCCUGCUCACACGCACUGCCGAGACGCACGCUGCCACUGCUGCAGACCUCGACACCGAGCAGACACAAACCUCCGCAGAAACAAGCAGCAGGACUCCAGAGGCCAUAAGUCUGUCUACUGAGCCACUCGCCUCCACCCUUGUAACCCCCACUGAUGGCAGCAGCAGCAGCACCAGCAGCAGCAGCAGUAGCAGCAGUAGCAGCAGCACCAGCAGCACCAGCAGGACCAGCAGCAGCAGCACCAGCAGCAGCAGCAGCAGCAGCAGCAGCAGCAGCAGCAGCAGUAGCAGCAGCAGUAGCAGCAGGGACUGGAAAGAUUUUACUAACACAGACCAGAUGCCAGGCAUCUCUCGUGCUGUGUCCUGGGAGGCCAGGUCCUGGAUGUUUACAGAUGAUGCCAGCAUGCCGCAGGACAGCGCAGACACCACCCUCAGACUUGGUGAUGCUACAGCUUUAGUGUCGCAGACAGCCGUCCUCACUGACAGCACCUACACCACCACCAUCAGCCGAGCUGGAGAGAGGACCCUACUGUCUGUCACCUCCUCCUCCAGCAACAGCAGCACGUCUGCCUUUACUGAAGACUCAAACUCCCAUCAGCCUCCCUCCACGUGGGUUAUUCCUCCCAGGCAUGCACAGACUGAGGUCUAUACCCAUAGUGCCCCGUCCACAAGAACAGAUGGAAGGGAAACUACAGACGAGCACAGGACCGACUCCUUCAGUGGGGUCUAUUCAGAGACUGGGAGCCCUGCAGGUUCCAGAGGAACCCAGAGUUUAACUUCACACCCCAGUUCCAGCCAGCAUGGACAGACGUCAGCAUCAGAGCAGACCUCUGACUCGACACCUCCUCUCAGGGUGACAGAGCCCAGCACUGACCGGUCUGAAGUUUCGGUUUCCUCCACGCCUCCUUUCACCUCACCUGCAGGAGGUCCUACCAACGUCUCAGGGACAGACCAGGGGUCCGACUCCAGUGUUGGAACUUCCACAGAGUCUUCUACUGGAGCCCAAAGCUCCAGCGCUCAGAACCAGGAGGGCACCGAGGGGUUUUCAACCCAGACCAGAGAUGGGAGUGUGGGCUUGGGUCUGACUGCAGUGCCCUCUACUGUCAGUAGUAGUACAUCUGAAAUGGACGACCCUCUGACACAGAGGCCAGUGCUGGUUACUGAGGUCUUCCUCACCACCACACCUGUCACUGUUACAGAAAGAUCACAGACAACAGAGGAAGACACUUUCAAAGCCUCUGCCUUCACCACCACCACCACCACUACUAUCACCACCACCACCACCAUGGCCACCAUCACCUCUGCUCUGCCUGCAACCUCAUCGUCAUGGCUGAGUAGCUCGUCUAGCAGCUCUACUCCACAGUCUCCUACUGAGGCCACCAUCCCGUACACUGCUCCUUCCACCACGGCCGCCACCCUGGUCCUGCACACCUCUGAACCUCACCCAACUCACCAUGUCUCACCCAGCCAAACCCAGGGGCCUUCGACUGCACCUACACCUGCCAAAGUCACCACCCUGCGCACUGAAACAAGCACAGGAACUCAGAGAACCACAACAUCUCACAGCCAGUACGUCACCACCAGCUACACCCACACUAACCCAACCAAGAGUACAGAGGCUCUGCAGACAACUAGGAAACAGACAGACGGAGAAACCACAGUGCUGGUAGUGACAACAUCCCCCACUGAUGUCCAACCCACUAACGUACCACCACCACCAAGAAACCCCUGUGUGACAAACCCUUGUAUGAAUGGAGGGAUGUGUGUCAGCUAUAAAAGGCAUCAGUUCACCUGUCAGUGUCAGCAGGCGUGGACAGGAACGACCUGCAACCAGGAUGUGGAUGAGUGUGAGCAGGACCCUUGCCCCGCUGGCUCCAAAUGUGUGAACACACGAGGCUCCUUCAGCUGUGAAUGUCCGCUCGGCUUUGACCUUGAAGAUGGACGCACAUGCACCAGAGCGAAGACAUUUCUGGGAACUUUCAGCGUUAACAGACUGCCACAUGACCCUGCCAUCCUCAAGAGCACAACCAUGCAUGAGAUCCAGAGAGAGAUCCUUCAGCUGCUCAACAUGUCAUUGUCAGUCCUUCGAGGUUACAGUCGCUCAACGCUGAGUAAGAAAGAGGAGGACGGGGUUCGUAUCUUGGCUGUCAACAUGUUUUCCAUCUCCACCGACGUGACGACUGCUGAGGUCUACAACAGCAUCCAGAUGUCUCUCAGCAACUGCAGCUCCUCGUUGGCCCACUGCCGGAUGGUCCUGCACCACCAGCUCACGUACCAUGUGGAGAGUCUCUGUGUGGCUCAGAAGACUCAGUGUGUUACUGAACGCUCCACCUGCACAGACAGCAGUGGCACAGCCUACUGCCAGUGUCUUCCUGGAUACUACAAACACAAUCCUGAUGAUUUGUCCUGCUUAGAAUGUGGAGACGGCUACAAGCUGGAAAAUGGCACCUGUGUCCCGUGCAUGUUUGGGUUUGGAGGAUUCAAUUGUGGAAACUUUUACAAACUGAUUGCAGUCGUGGUGUCACCUGCGGGGGGCGCCCUGCUCCUCAUUCUGGUCAUCGCUCUCAUCGUCACCUGCUGCAAGAAAGACAAAAAUGACAUCAAUAAGAUUAUCUUCAGGAGCGCCGACCUGCAGAUGUCCCCGUAUGCAGACUUCCCUAAAAAUAACCGGAUAUCCAUGGAGUGGGGCAGGGAGACCAUAGAAAUGCAAGAGAACGGCAGCACGAAAAACCUGCUACAGAUGACGGACAUUUACUACUCUCCUGCUUUGCGUAACUCCGACCUAGAGAGAAAUGGCCUGUACCCGUUCACAGGUCUGCCGGGAUCUCGCCACUCGUGCAUCUACCCAGCCCAGUGGAACCCCUCUUUCAUCAGUGACGAUUCACGGAGAAGAGACUAUUUCUGAGUGUCCCACGUUGAACACGCACACACACACACAUAGACACCCCCUAAAAACUUUGCAACUUUUUUACUCACAAUUGAUUUGUCAUGAGGAUUUUCUGUCACAGUGACAAUGCUAAUAGACAUUAUGCAAUAGCGGCACUGUUUCUGAAAACCCAUUUGACUACCUGCGUUCAGGGCUGCAAACUAUAUAUGUAAAUGUGUGUGUAUGUGUGUGUGCAUAUAGGGGAAGUACACAUUUUUGCAAGUAAAAUGUGUUCUUUUGUAACCAUUUUGUUGUUUUUGCAUGUUUUACCUCAUUUCCUUCAAGUCAUAUACACUUGACGUCGCUUUCCGUGCAGCCACUGAUUCUCAUUUGUUUCAGUGUCAGUGAUCCACAGCAGUAAGCAUCAUUUCUGCCUCUCUUGCUGCCAGGUAAAUGCACUGCAGAGGAAAAUAAUCUGCACUACAUUCAUGCACAAUGAGUAAAAGCGUGUAUGAUGUUCCCAUCAUGCUCACUGAGAAUGUGGGGAAACAUCUCACAACGAAGAAAUGUGACAUGUUGCAAAUCGACUAGAACAUGCAAAAACACUGAUACUGUAGUUCCUUGAGUGCUGAAAUAUGAAUAUGUGUGUGCCACUGCUGUGAUUUGAAAAUAAUCUUAGAGAAUGAAGUCUUGAUGGAACAUGAUGAUAACAAACCAGUGAAGGAUGCCCAAAUUUGGUUCGGUGCCCAUAGAAACUGAGGAAUGACUUUUUAAAUCAAAUGCCAGUGUUUAUUUAUUCCAUGUAUGGCCAAGUUGUUGACAUGUAGCAUAAUGGACAUCUCAUAGUUACACACUGACAGACUUUAGAGGGAUGAACCUGUGGCUUCAAGUGCAUGUGUGUCUACAUUUGUGUGUGUGAGAGAGAGGGAGAGCAAGUUUGUGUGUGUGUGUUUCUUAUAUGUUGCCAUUUGUGAUGUGUGUGUGAGGAAUAAUUAUCUGUAUACCAGAAGGAUCAUAACUGUUUGAAUGUAAAGAUGUAUCAUAAUUAACUACUUCUGUCAUGGAUUCUUAUUUUUAUGAGUGUUUUCUCUCUUUGUGUUUAUGUGGUCUGUUCAUUCUGGCGUUUUAGUCAGAUGCGCUUAUUUAAAUUAAAAAAAAAUUGCACAGCA
Amphiprion ocellaris (clown anemonefish) is the source of this 4444-nucleotide messenger RNA. RefSeq names its product heart development protein with EGF-like domains 1 (gene heg1). The transcript is spliced from 14 exons. The record is from RefSeq and is a predicted model, not a curated record. Gene Ontology annotation, molecular function: calcium ion binding. Gene Ontology annotation, biological process: heart development. NCBI's taxonomy places the organism in Eukaryota, Metazoa, Chordata, Actinopteri, Pomacentridae. Bases 189 to 3314 code for a protein of 1041 amino acids.